AUGCCCCACGCCGUCUCUAUGCCUGCCACGGGCCUUCAGGCCCUCAUCCUUUGCGGCCCGGGGUCCUCAUUUCCGACCUUUACAUCAAAUCCGGAUGAGAACCCCAAAGCCUUAUUACCCAUUGCUAAUAGGCCUAUGGUCUGGUACCCCAUUGAUUUCUGCUACCGCACGGGAAUCACAAACAUUACUCUUGUUUGCCCCCCUUCUGCCGCCGACGCUAUUACCACGGCGCUAAACACAAAUCCCUUCCUCACAGGUUUACCUCACCCGCGCCCGGACCUUGUAGCACCCAGUGGGCUUGACCAGAACACAGGCACUGCAGAGAUACUGCGACUCCCUGAGAUUCGAGAGCUUAUUACCUCUGACUUCGUCGUCUUGCCAUGUGAUUUGGUAUGUGAGCUAGGCGGCGAUAAGCUUUUGCAAGCAUGGAUGGUCAAAGCAGCAAGUCUUCCGGAUCUCCUUAGUGACGGCGAGCCACCGUACUGCAAUGGCGGCUUAGGCGUAUGGUACGAAACGAAGACGGCCAACCCUAUCAAAGGCGAAGAAACAGAUUUCAUCGUAACAGCACCGAUAACCGCACCCAUGGUACCUACAUCCAAUGAUUCGUUACUGCCGCAUCUCUCGUACUUGACCUAUGCUAUGCCCAAGGAUUCUCUGAACGAUCUUGUGGAUCAGAAGAAGAGCUUUCCGAUACGCCAUGGAUUACUACGCAGUCAUCCCAAAAUCAGAAUGCUAACCACGCAUCGGGACGCGCAUAUUUAUAUUCUACCCAAGUGGAUUUUAGACUUCAUUGAAGAAAACGAGCGGCUAGAGACACUUGGCGAAGACGUCAUCGGCUGGUGGGCAAAAGCAAAUUGGGAGACAGGGCUAUUCGGGAAGCUAGGGAUGAAAAAAGUCAUCGAGGGCCACACCGAGGAGCCGGACAUAGAUAGGUCGCCACGUGGUAAUGAAUCCGCGGCAGACGCCAGCCUGGUCGAUUCCCCGUGGAGAGCACGCGAAUUCCAUGAGACGUCUCCUCAUACAGACUUCCGGAACAAACAGCAUGACGGACUACUAGCCAAGCCGAAGAAACCUGUCGUUCCCCCAAUUCUAGCGUAUAUACACCCUGCUCAUGCCGAUGCCCCACUACUCCGUCGGGUAGAUACAGCACAGCUUCUCCUUGCCGUAUCGCUGCAGCUGGCAAAACUUCCUCCCGUCGAGGAAACCGGCCCCGAGGCGGCGUCGGCAUUUGCCCAUUCUAGAAAGGUAGCAUACCCUGAGGGUGUCAAGCCGCAGACGACCAUAACCAGGCAGGAUUGCUUGAUUGCCGAAAAUGUAAUGGUGGAAGAGAAGACGUCAAUUAAAGAGAGCGUCAUUGGAGCGAACUGUCAGAUUAAGGAAGGUGCCAAGCUGUUCCAAUGUCUGCUUAUGGAUGGUGUGGUGGUGGGUAAAGGCUGCAAACUGACUCGCUGCAUCCUAGGCAAGAGGAGCGAAGUUGGGGAGGGUUCAACACUCACGGAUUGUGAGGUGCAAGAGAACUUGUUGGUAGAACCUAGAACUGAGGAUAAGGACAGCAAACUCAUGAGCUCCUCGGGGAUGGAGGCGAGCGAGCAGGAGAUGCAGGAGGCAUUAGACGAUAUUGAUGAAAGUGACAGGGAUAGUGCCGUGUUAUGAUAGGCAAAUUAAGGAAUAACCGCGAUCCAGGCUACCGGUAGCCAAUGCGAUGGGCAAUGAAGUGUGCAGGAAUAUCCCGGAUACAUAAGCUCCAGCUUACCAUCACCCCAUCUAGCCAAUUACAGUCAGUUGGUAUGUGCCAUAAGGAAAUCCAUCACAACUAUUUCCCUAAUAAAGGUUGUGACAAGGCAUUAGAUGUGCCCGCUAGCCUUAAUAUGUUAGUGUGGUAAGAAAAUGAAUGAAGCUUUCCUUAAAAAAAAAAAAGACAUUGCAGGUUUGUCAUAACUUCGGGCCUUGUUGGAGUUGUUUUUGUCUGGAUCCCCAUGGAUGGUGGCAAGGCUUCAACCCGGCAUUCACAUGCUGGGUCGAAAUUUGAGUUGUCAUAUUCGGGUUUGCCUACAUCGUCCUUUCUCGACCCCAAACCGAGCGAUUAUGCGAUGGUACCCUAGCGAGAACAUCCAAACCUUUCUCAGCUUCAAUAAAAAUAAGUGAUUCUCAGAUCUCACUUAGAGAAAUUAGCAUAAGAGCUACCAGAGUAUAUCCGAGGCUGCCGUCAAAACUAGGUACCCUUAUUUGUUGGGACUAAUUAACUUGAGGCUUACACGAGGGGGUCAUUCCGCCUACGAUGCCGCACCGUUGUCAGC
Daldinia decipiens is the source of this 2297-nucleotide messenger RNA. RefSeq names its product nucleotide-diphospho-sugar transferase. The transcript is spliced from 3 exons. Gene Ontology annotation, molecular function: guanyl-nucleotide exchange factor activity; translation initiation factor activity. The coding region runs from base 1 to 1653 and encodes 550 amino acids. Gene Ontology annotation, cellular component: eukaryotic translation initiation factor 2B complex; guanyl-nucleotide exchange factor complex. The record is from RefSeq and is a predicted model, not a curated record. Gene Ontology annotation, biological process: cytoplasmic translational initiation. NCBI's taxonomy places the organism in Eukaryota, Fungi, Ascomycota, Sordariomycetes, Xylariales, Hypoxylaceae.